UUAAAUAUUGUGCACUUAUCAAAAAAUUAAAAAAGAAAAUAACGUUAACAAUUUGCUACACGAAUCGUUACACUUGGUUAACCAAGACAAUCGAGAUCGACGAUUACUUGCAACACACGUCAAAGGUAGUCUCAGUUGUUGGUCAGACCUGUUUCUUUCUUCUAAACAUCUUUUCAUCCAUCACCUCAUUACAUUUCAUUAAUCUUCAGAUUAACAACAAAAAUUCAUAUCGUUCUAACAACAACGUUUGAAUAGCGUGUCUUAUUAAUUAGUAAUUUCAUUUCAUUCAAGAGAGUAAUUUUAAAAUAGAAAAGCAAUUCAUAAAGAAUAAGAACGCAAACGCAUUAAGUACCGAUAUGCUUCGGUUAAUAUUCUGUCGUCGAAAAAGUUUAAAGCGCGAUGCUCGGAAUUUCACAAUAUUUGAAAAUACUAUUAAUUUUAUGUAUUGGUUGUACAAUUUUUUGUGUUAUUUUUAUUAAUUUUCCAAAUUUGCUUAAUAAAAAAGUUUAUAAAGAUGUAUUUAUAAAACAAAUAGAACAUCGAAAGCAAACGAAAGAAAGUUUAGUGAUUUUAUCAAGAAAACGAAAUUUUACAAAAGAACAGACUGAUAAAACAUCUUUACUUGGAAGAUGGCUUUUGUCUUCUGAAGGUAGUUUACCGCCAACGGUUAUAAAUAAAAAAAAGGAACCAUAUUUGAUUUUAAUUUGGAAACAUGGAAAGUUUUUGGAACGCAGGCAUAUCAAGCGUUUUACAAAUAAAAAGUUAAUAUAUUACAAAUUUUCACCAUGGAAUAAUUGUACAGUUAAUCGAUGUGUAUUGAGCUACCAAUCUAAAGAUUUAGAUAUAGCAGAUGCAGUUGUAUUUCAUUUACAUUUGACACGGAGCGCGUUGGAAUUACCGACUAGAACUCGAUGGAACCAAAGAUGGAUUUUUUUAACUGAUGAAUCACCAAUGCAUACUUUUCUUUAUGGAAAUCAACAAUUAUUCAAAUAUAAUGGUUUAUUUAACUGGUCAAUGACUUAUCGAAUGAAUAGCGAUGUGCCAGUACCUUACGGUAGAACGAUUUCUACAUCGUUUAUACACUCACCAGAAAUAAAUUUUUCAAAGGAUGUGAUAAAAAAAUUAAAAACUAAACUAGUCACUGUGAUGGGUAGUAAUUGUGCAGGCACGAAUGGACGAUGGAAAUAUAUUAAGGAAUUAAAACUAAUUUUCAGUAAUGAUCUUGACAUAUAUGGAAAAUGUUUAAACGGUAAUACGACUGCGUGUCCAGGUCAUUUCGAUAGAGAUUGUUCUGUUUUAAAUGCAUAUAAAUUUUAUUUAGCUUUUGAAAAUUCAAAUUGUAAAGAAUAUAUAACAGAAAAAGUAUUUUGGCAUGGUUAUCAUAAAUUAGCAAUUCCAGUAAUAAUGGGUGCAUCAAAAAAAGAUUGUGAGAAAUUAUUACCACCACAUUCAUUUCUCCAUGUUAAUGAUUUUGCAAAUCCAAUGGCUUUGGCAAAUUACAUUCGUUACCUUAAUCAACAUGAUGACAAAUAUUUCGAAUUUCACGAAUGGCGUAAAUAUUACAAAGUAAUCAAUGAACAUGGUUAUUUUGGUAGUAUUUCACGACACUAUUGUCGUAUUUGUGAGGCUCUUCAUUAUAAUUUUCCUAUUGUUAAGGUUUACGAGGAUAUAGAAUCAUUUUGGAAUAAAAAACGAGAUUGUACCUUCUGACAUUUUUUAAUUCAGUUUAUUUUGUAUUAUUGUUAUUAUUACUA
Molecule: messenger RNA, 1754 nt
Organism: Apis mellifera (honey bee)
Lineage: Eukaryota; Metazoa; Arthropoda; Insecta; Hymenoptera; Apidae
Product: glycoprotein 3-alpha-L-fucosyltransferase A
Exons: 4
Coding region: 400-1710 (436 amino acids)
Cellular component (GO): membrane
Molecular function (GO): alpha-(1->3)-fucosyltransferase activity
Source: RefSeq, a predicted model, not a curated record